This is a messenger RNA of Trypanosoma theileri, 765 nucleotides long. RefSeq lists its product as uncharacterized. Gene Ontology annotation, molecular function: catalytic activity. Lineage: Eukaryota; Euglenozoa; Kinetoplastea; Trypanosomatida; Trypanosomatidae. Bases 1 to 765 code for a protein of 254 amino acids. The transcript has a single exon. The record is from RefSeq and is a predicted model, not a curated record.
AUGUCAGAAGGUCUGCCGCUCACAGUGGCGUCAGCAUACUUCCCUCCGGGGAGAACAUGCGCAACCUCGCCACUUGACACGCUUUUGGCGAGAAGCGGAACUCACCUCAUUGGUGCAGAUGCUAAUGCGCAUGCAAUGGCAUGGUAUCGUGCGAUCUCCCCUGAUACCCGUGGCGAUGUGCUAGUACAAUGGUGCUUAGAUAAUGACUAUGUUAUUCAUAACACUGGCGAUUGCACUCGCCACACCACACGCCAUGGCCUGUCCGCGCCAGAUGUGACACUGUCCCGCGAAUGCCGUCUAGAGUCAUGGACGGCAUCUUUCUCCCCGGACAGCGAUCAUUACAUCACACCCUUCGGCGUAGUAGUAGGAGAUGGUGAUGACGAACCACUGCGGUUCCCUCGCCCUCGCGCACCCAUUUAUGCAUGGAAGAAAGCGAAAUGGCCUCGCUUUAGACAAAUGUCAAACGCACAGUGCAGUAAACGCCUUAAAGAGAAAAUGAGCGUUCACAAGAGAGAACGCCUACUGACCUCCGCCAUCCGUAUCGCAACGGCUGCGGCGGUUCCACGCGGAGGUCGAGACACCACUCCUUUUUGGACUCCCGAGUUAGAGGAAAUCGAAGGGAAGAUUCACAAUUGUAAACCUUCUGUCUCUAGAGACAGAUUAGUAGCUCGCAGAAGGAAAUGCUACGACAAGCAUCCCAUAAGAGAUGGAAAACCCUCUGUAAUAACAUGGCCGUGGCAGACGGCUGCUGUUGGAACAUUCUGA